Molecule: messenger RNA, 735 nt
Organism: Australozyma saopauloensis
Lineage: Eukaryota; Fungi; Ascomycota; Pichiomycetes; Serinales; Metschnikowiaceae
Product: protein-lysine N-methyltransferase
Exons: 1
Coding region: 1-735 (244 amino acids)
Molecular function (GO): protein-lysine N-methyltransferase activity
Source: RefSeq, a predicted model, not a curated record
AUGGAUUCCGACGACGAACCAUUGACACUCUCAGCCGCAACUCUAGCGGCCCUCCAGCAGUUCAAGCAAGAGGAGCAAUCCAGAAAGGAAGACUUCGAUAAGCUCUACCAGCAACUGGAGGAAAACUUCGAGAGAAGAAAGUUCUCCAUUGACCAGUUCAAGGAAGACUGGCAACUCUCACAGUUCUGGUAUUCAGACGAGACCUCGGAUGUGUUGGCCAAGGCUUUACUUGAAGGUGCAGAUGCCGACACCGUGAUUUGUAUUGCUAGUGCUCCAGCCGUGUAUGCGGCAGUGACUCGGAUUCCCGAGGAUGAGUUGCCCACCAAGCACAUCUAUUUGCUAGAGUUUGACACCCGUUUUGGGGUCAUGGCGGGUAAAGACCAUUUCUUCAAGUACGACUACAAUAGCCCAGACGACAUCCCUGAGCAGCUACGCAACAAGUGUCAUCGGCUUUUGAUUGAUCCUCCAUUUUUGGAAGAGGAGUGUCAGACGAAGUCCGCCCAGGCUGCUCGCAACUUGAUGAUCAAGGAUAACGGUGAAACCACUGCCACCGGGGACAAGUUGUGGAAGUUGGUCUCGUGUACGGGUGAACGUAUGAGGGACGUCAUUGCACAAACGUAUCCCGAAACACGGCCCACGUCGUUUUUGCCUGAACAUAAAAAUGGAUUGAGCAAUGAGUUCCGGUGCUAUGCUAGUUUCGAGUGUUCUCAAUGGAAAUAUGAUUCCAAUGUUUAG